AUGUCUUCUCAAGGCGGACAAUUGUACCCCAUCAGUAGCAUCAGUCGCGGCCCUUCCUUGGGUAGCACAGUAAAGAGGCAGAAGACCAAAGACGCCAGGUUCAGCGUUGUUUCGAGCAGCAACCGAAGAAGAGGAAGCGAGCCCUUCGCGGGCAAGACCACGAGUACGAAGCUGAAGCAGAGGGCCACUAAGGCUUGUGACAAAUGUCGAGAACAGAAGUGCAAAUGUGUCGCGGAUCCCCACAACCCCAGGUCGUGUACUCAAUGCGGAAUGCUCGGCACAGCUUGCACCUUUCACGGCCCGAGCUUGAAACGAGGGCCGCCCAAAGGUUACUUGGCUGCCGUCAUCAACAGACUAGAGGCUAUGGAAGACACGAUCCUUGCCAAGCUCACAGGAGCUGCUGAUGAUCCUCGAGCCAGACAACUCCUCCUUGAGCUCAUCGGCGAAUCUACCCUCUCACAAGUCCUCUCGGGUCGUAUCGAAUUUGGAAGAAGCAGGAGCCAAGGGUUGAAAAAGGGCAAUGGCCCCUACGGCACGGUCUGGCAUGAAAGUUGCUUUAACGAUUCCCUCUGGCACGUUCCCGGCUAUGGAGAGAGUGAUAACACUGUCAGCAGCUCCGUUGCGACAAGAGACGAGCAACAAAUCGAUAUUCUGAGUGGGGUUGAACGAUAUUUCGCGGAGAUACACCCUCAGCUUCCCGUGCUUUCAAAAUCUUACUAUGAGAAGCUCAAGAAUAGGAGAGCUCUGGGUGACACUUUGCCGUCGUUAGAGAGCCUAGAAUUGAUCGCCAAUGCUCAAGCUAUCGGUCUUCACAAGACCAACGAAUCAACACCGGCUACGGCCCUCUUCGACGCUGACGAGAGCCUGGCGCGGAAGACGGCGUGGAGCUCCUGCCUCUUCCUUGAUAAGAUUCUAUUGGCCAUGGGCUUCAGCUCCUCAAUCGACACACGCUUCUGCGAUGCUGUAGCGGCCACACCAGACGAUGUCAGAGCCGCACAAAGCAGCGAACUCGCGCCUUACAGCGAUCAAUCGAUUGUCGCUGAUGUUCGCUUCCUUCUCGAGCUGAAGCAGACCGCUGCGAGGAGCGGGUGCUCGCUCUCGAAGAAAGCUUUCAGCAGCUGCCAAAAGGUGAAGAGCCGCCGUGCCGCCCUCACCGCACUGCAAACGAUAACGAUCGCCGUCAACCCCUGGUCGCCCUGA
This is a messenger RNA of Microstroma glucosiphilum, 1200 nucleotides long. RefSeq lists its product as hypothetical. Gene Ontology annotation, biological process: regulation of DNA-templated transcription. The record is from RefSeq and is a predicted model, not a curated record. The transcript has 6 exons. NCBI's taxonomy places the organism in Eukaryota, Fungi, Basidiomycota, Exobasidiomycetes, Microstromatales, Microstromataceae. Gene Ontology annotation, molecular function: zinc ion binding; DNA-binding transcription factor activity, RNA polymerase II-specific. The coding region runs from base 1 to 1200 and encodes 399 amino acids.